This is a messenger RNA of Anopheles nili, 1921 nucleotides long. It is a transcript of the gene CCT4, whose product is annotated as T-complex protein 1 subunit delta. Bases 98 to 1699 code for a protein of 533 amino acids. Gene Ontology annotation, molecular function: ATP binding; ATP-dependent protein folding chaperone; ATP hydrolysis activity. The transcript is spliced from 4 exons. Gene Ontology annotation, cellular component: chaperonin-containing T-complex. Gene Ontology annotation, biological process: protein folding. NCBI's taxonomy places the organism in Eukaryota, Metazoa, Arthropoda, Insecta, Diptera, Culicidae. The record is from RefSeq and is a predicted model, not a curated record.
GUACAGAGUUGCAGUGCAGAAAAUUCGGAUAAUUUUCAUUGAUAAUUUCAAAGUAACCAUUGAAUUUAACAAGAAAUAGAAAAUUAACAAUCCAACGAUGGUUGUAAAGCCAAAUAUGGUCGCCAGAAAGCCGCAAGGACAGGCUUAUAAGGAUAAAAGCAAACCGGCUGACAUCCGAUUGAGCAACAUCAAUGCUGCCAAAGCCGUUUCCGAUGCUAUUCGUACAAGCUUGGGUCCACGUGGUAUGGACAAAAUUAUUCAAGCUUCGAAUGGUGAAGUAACUAUUACAAACGAUGGAGCAACGAUUUUGAAACAGAUGAAUGUUAUUCAUCCUGCGGCUAAAAUGUUAGUAGAACUGUCCCGGGCUCAAGAUGUUGAAGCCGGAGAUGGCACAACAUCCGUUGUGGUCGUCGCGGGAUCCUUGUUAGAGGCAGUAGAAAAGUUGCUGCAGAUGGGCAUCCAUCCGACUGCUAUAUCGGAAGCCUUCCAACGUUGUUCAGCCAAGGCUGUGGAAGUGUUGACGGAAAUGUCCCGCCCAGUAGAAUUGGAUGACCGUGAGUCGCUGAUCAAGAGCGCUUCUACGUCUUUGAAUUCGAAAGUCGUGUCCCAGCACAGCAGCAUGUUGGCCCCGAUUGCGGUGGAUGCCGUGCUAAAAGUGACGGAAUCAGUUUCUCAGACAUCGGUGGAUUUGAAAAACGUGAAAAUCAUUCGCAGCCUCGGCGGAACCAUCGAGGAUACUGAGCUAAUCGAAGGACUUGUUUUUACGCAGCGCUCUUCAGGUGUUAAUGGACCAAAACGCCUGGAAAAAGCUAAAAUUGGUUUGAUCCAGUUUUGCAUAUCCGCUCCCAAGACCGAUAUGGACCAUAGCGUGAUUGUUUCCGAUUAUGCAGCAAUGGAUCGCGUUCUAAAAGAGGAACGUGCAUACAUUUUGAACAUCGUAAAGCAGAUCAAGAAAUCUGGCUGUAACGUGCUGUUGGUACAGAAGUCUAUUCUACGCGAUGCCGUCUCAGACCUUGCCCAACAUUUCCUGGAUAAAAUCAAGGUGAUGGUUGUAAAAGAUAUCGAACGAGAAGAUAUUGAAUUUGUUUGCAAAACGCUUCGUUGCCGUCCGAUUGCCUCGCUUGAUCACUUCGUCGCGGAAAACUUGGUAAAUGCAGAUUUGGUAGAGGAGGUGGCUAGUGGAUCGACGAAAUUCGUAAAAGUCACUGGCAUUCAGAACAUGGGCCAGACGGUAUCGAUUGUUGUGCGUGGAUCAAACAAACUCGUACUGGAGGAAGCUGACCGAUCGCUUCACGACGCAUUGUGCGUUGUCCGUUGUUUGGUAAAGAAACGUGCUCUGAUUGCCGGUGGUGGCGCCCCCGAGAUAGAGAUGGCGAUGCAACUGGCGGCUUAUGCUCAAACUCUGCAGGGAGUCGACGCAUAUUGUUUCCGGGCAUUUGCUAACGCCUUGGAAGUGAUUCCGUCAACUUUGGCUGAGAAUGCUGGCCUUAAUCCGAUUGCAACUGUGACUGAGCUGCGCAAUCGCCACGCUCAGGGUGAAAAAAAUGCUGGAAUCAAUGUGCGCAAGGGUGCUAUAACUGAUAUCUUGGCGGAGAAUGUUGUUCAACCGCUGCUGGUGUCCACCUCCUCCAUUACGCUCGCGUCUGAGACGGUGCGUUCUAUUUUGAAGAUAGAUGAUAUUGUCAACACUAUGCAGUAAGAAAGGUUUGUCAGAGCAUAGACCGACUAACCGACUUAUAACUUACGAAACCGCAAUUAUGUACUAUCCAUUGCGAUCGGCUUAACUCGCCUAGCACGUAUUCUAAUUCAUCUUACUUUCACAUGCACUAUCGGCGUUGAUAAACGUCCUGCACAAUAAUUUGCUGAAAGAAUCUGUUCGGAUUCAUUGAAAACGCGAAAACAUUGCUCAUUCGUUUGUAUG